Molecule: messenger RNA, 4333 nt
Organism: Pseudomyrmex gracilis
Lineage: Eukaryota; Metazoa; Arthropoda; Insecta; Hymenoptera; Formicidae
Gene: Tbc1d8-9
Product: TBC1 domain family member 9
Exons: 19
Coding region: 213-3620 (1135 amino acids)
Molecular function (GO): calcium ion binding
Source: RefSeq, a predicted model, not a curated record
GACGAGGUGCGACAACAACAGUCGCGCGAACACGGAGAAUCGCCCCUUGUUGUUCCCGUGGUCGGUGUUUGUUGCAUUUUUUUUUUGUCGCUCCGUUGUCGCCGAAACGGACGCUGUCGUUGAUUUUUACGACCGGUUCGGAUCGAGUGUCGCGGUGUCUCGUCUCGCCAGUGCCAUAUGUAGCGUCGCAAAGACAGACAACGGUGGUCGAUAUGUGGGUGAAGCCACAGGAGGUGUUGCUCGCCAACGCGUUCUGGAUCACAGAGCAGGCGACUGUAUAUUUUGUUUUACAACGUCGGAAAGGACACGGGAAAGCCAAAGGUCUUACAUCUAUUCUGGUGGGCACGCUUGAUAGCGUCUUUGACACCAAACCGCCACCUUUCAGAAUUCUUCAUCAGACACCCUCGUCGGAAGUUUAUUGGGAAGUGGCGUGUUCGUUGACUCGUGAGGAGAUCUUGCAGGACUGGGAAUGGCUCCACUCGAAUUUGAUGACAACACUAACGUCAUUCGACACCGAGGAGGAAAUAACGGAAUUCGUUUGCUGCAAAGUUCAGUCUAUAAUAGCAAAUAGCAUUCCGGAUUCUCAGUUCGCAGACGAAGAAGAUCCGGAAUCUUUCAAAACUGUGUCUUUUAAGUUUCAUCAGUUGUUCAAUAUACCGAAAGAGGACAAACUGGUCAAUUAUUAUUCAUGCAGUUAUUGGAAAUCUCGAUUACCUAGACAAGGAUGGCUUUAUUUGUCCGUAAACCACAUGUGCUUUUACGCAUACAUAUUAGCAAGAGAAACAAAACUCACCGUAAGAUGGACAGACAUUACCGAAUUGAGCAAAACUAAUUCCCUCAUAGUUCCAGAUAGUAUACGUGUUGUAACGCGUGACAAUAAAGAGCAUUAUUUUUCUAUGUUUUUACACAAAUCAGAAACGUAUUCGUUAAUGGAACAACUAAUCAAUAUUGCUAUGAAAAGGCUUAUUGAUGAAAAAAGUGGAUUCAAUGAGGAUAGAGACUUGUUAAAUAAAUUAAGCAAAAAUGUGCCUAAGAAACCAUCCUUCUUGAAGCGAGAUCUGGAUGCGCGAGCACAUUCAGAAGCGUACAGGCUUCAGUUUCGAUUGCCAGGAAUUGAGAAACUAGACGGUAGCAUUGACGCGACCUUGUGGACUCCGUACAACAAAAGAUAUGUCUGGGGAAAGAUAUAUCUGUCGCAAAAUUAUCUUUGUUUCGAAAGCAGAGUAAGAAGACAAGUGAGUUUGGUUAUACCUCUGAGGGAAGUGACGCUCGUCGAGUCAGCCGAAAAUCAAUCCAGCACAGGAACGGAUAAAUCGAUACUGGUCACAACAUCACGUUCGUCGUUUCUGUUUGCUCAAAUACACGAUCGUGAUUUCGUGGUGCAAAAAAUCUCGGAGCUUCUGGCAAAGUCCAAGCUUAACUACAUAUCUAACGUGUCCCCGAAUUCCACAAGCAGCAACAUUAGCAACUGCGAGGAAGCGAAGCCCACGGAACAGUGGAAACCUCAGCCGCCGUUGAUGAUACUUUUUAAAAUUCCACUGUCCGCCGAAGCCGCGUUAAAGCAGGAAGCUAAAGAGAAGCAAUGGGAACUUCAUUUCGCAGAGUACGGGAGAGGUAUUACAAUGUACAGAACCACGGAAACGGCGAAGCUCGUUAUUCAGGGAAUUCCACAGACUCUCAGAGGAGAAGUCUGGCUCACCUUUUCUGGUGCUUUGAACGAAAAGGCAAUGAAUCCAGAUAUGUACAAAUCACUAGUCGAGCAAUCCCUCGGCAAAUCGUGUCAAGCUAACGAGGAGAUCGAAAGGGAUUUACAUAGAUCGUUACCAGAACAUCCGGCCUUUCAGUCCGAUACCGGAAUCAGCGCGCUGCGAAGAGUGCUUUCCGCUUACGCGUGCCGAAAUCCUCAGAUCGGUUAUUGCCAGGCGAUGAACAUAGUAGCCUCGGUGUUACUGAUCUACUGUUCCGAGGAGUCGGCGUUCUGGCAAUUGUGCAAUGUUUGCGAAUCGUUGUUGCCUGAUUAUUAUGAUCGGCGAGUGGUCGGUGCUCUCGUCGAUCAGGGUCUUCUAGAAGAAUUAGCCGCCGAACAUUUACCAAUUUUACACGCCAAGUUACAGGAGCUCGGUUUAAUUAAAGUUAUCUCGUUGUCUUGGUUUCUAACUAUAUUUCUGAGCGUUAUGCCAACUAGUAGCGCCGUGAAUAUUAUGGAUUGUUUCUUCUUUGAUGGAGCAAAAGUCAUCUUCCAGAUAGCAUUGACCGUGUUGGAAUGGAAUCAAGAUAAGUUGCUGAAUUGUCGUGAUGACGGUGAAGCCAUGCAACUGUUAACUGACUAUCUUGGUGGAGUUUAUAACGAUGAAGGUCCAAUAUUCCCUCGACCAGUUGAUAGCGCAUCACCCAACAGGAGUAUAUCGGUUCAAACACUAAUCUACGAAGCGUAUUCGAGAUAUGGAUCCUUGACAAUCGGCUGGAUAGAAAGAUUGCGCCUGAAGCAUAGACUUAGGGUGGUUCAAAGUCUCGAAGAUGGGAUAGAAAAGAACGUAAUUAGAAGCGUUAUUUCCGACAAAUACAUGAAGACGGAGGAAUUGCAGGAAUUGUUGAGUUUAGUGAGAGAGGAGUUAAUGAGUCAACGGAAAUCUGAACCCGAUCGUUACGAUCCGACUCAACCUCCUUACGAAGCGUAUAAGGUAGACUUCGAUUUGUUCAGGAUAUUGUUCGGCGGUCUGUCCCCAUGGGGAAAGUGCACUCAAGCUGAAUCUCUUUCCGCGCGAUUAUUUCGUUUGAUGGACCGUAAUCACGACGGCUUGCUGAACUUCCGAGAAUUGGUGCAAGCUAUAGGAAUGACCGCCACGGCCGACUUAACGCAGAGAUUAAAGCUGCUGUACACGUUACAUUUACCGCCGCUUCUUACGCCCGCUGAUUUUGAGUCACCAACACAUUCGGCAGAUGGAGCUGAGGUGGCGGCGGAAGCCACGGACUUCUUCGACAACAUGGAGCAGAGCGUAGCUUCCUUAGAAAUGCCUAUCAGUCUCGCGGAAGAACCGACAACAGGCACAUUAUCGCGAUCAACAAGCUUAAACAGUCAACAAGGGGAUCAAUCGUGGGAGAUUCAAAGCAUGGGCAGUUUACGAUCGAUGAUAGCCUCGAAAGACAGUCCGCUGGAUCUCAAAACCGUGCCAAAAAUGUCGCAGGGACACUUUAUAGCGCUUUGGAAAACUCUUUACGAUAUGUUUCCAGCGCAACCCGAGGAGCAAGAGACGUAUCACUGCAUCGCUUCCGUAGGUACACUUUUACUCCAGUUAGGUGAUGUUGGUAAGAAAUUCUAUGUGGAAAGAGAAGAAUCUGAAGACAGUUUACUCCUAGCUGCUUCCGCAGCUCAACAAGCUUCCUCAUCAGUUAUCGACAGGUCGCCUGAUCGUAACGGAAAUCCGUCGAGCAUAGCAUCGUCCGCUGAUCCCGAUUGGUCGAUAACGGUCGAGCAGUUUUUGGCGUCCGCUUUAACCGGUCAAGCGAUAGUGGACUUUUUUAGCAAACGGACCGAUCUUAUGGAAGCUAUGGCGUCAUUGAAGAACCGUAGGUUCAAUCGAGUACAUUCUCUGUCAGACACUCCGACUCUGAACGGAUGACAUCCGGUAAUCAACGUGUAAAGAAUACGUUGAUUUCUAAAAACUGCAUGCGCAUUCUGCUUAGAUACAUUGACGAAAGAAGAACAGAAAAUUUUUUGUUUUUGUUGAGAGAGUCAUGUGUCAUUAUCAGUGGGGAAUGAAUUUUAAUUUGGAAUUGAACGUUCAACACACAUUGGUAGCAUUAUACGUGCAAUAUGUAACGAUCGUAAACAGUAUAUAGCAAAUUUAUUUACUUCACGUUAGCAAAAAUUUAUGUUAAUAUGUUUUGAUAAACAUUUUUCCUCGAAACGAAAUUUACACAAACUUUUGUAGUAUCGUUUCUUUCUAGCGCUUUUUAACUUCUUUUACACGACAAAUGAAUUAUAAUUAUUCAUAUAUUCCAAUAUAUUAUCCAAUACAUAAGGAAGAAACGUAUAAUUACGCGUGAGAGAAACGUUAAUUAUAGUUGAUUUGUUACAAUAUUGAGUAUUAAUACACGCAAAGGUAUAUUUUUAAAACUUUUCUAAUAAGAUAUAUGUUAAGUAUGAAUUAUAUAUAUACAUAUACAUAUAUAUAUAUAUAUAUAUACACACACAAACACACACAUACGGCCUACAUUUUAUAUUAAAAAACCGCAUGUCUGGUAAAUAUACAAUAGUCAAAGAUAAACAAUCGAGAUGUAAAGAUUUGAACAACUGUCACGCUAUGAGAGAUAUAUUAGUAAUAAUAUUAUG